Molecule: messenger RNA, 1432 nt
Organism: Solanum stenotomum
Lineage: Eukaryota; Viridiplantae; Streptophyta; Magnoliopsida; Solanales; Solanaceae
Exons: 7
Coding region: 513-1424 (303 amino acids)
Source: RefSeq, a predicted model, not a curated record
CAUAGCUACUAAGGAACUUCGUAGAAAUGGCAAGAAAAAGACAGAGAAAUUCUAGUCAAAGUGAGCUUUUAUAUGAUUCUUCGGAGCAACAAAAACAACAAAUCGAAAGUAUGUCAAUGCCUCAACCGCCCCAAAAUUGGCCACAAAAUGAAAGAGAUGAAUCACAUGAUACAAAAAAUCUUCCAGAUUCUGAGCAACAAAAACAACAAAUCGGAAGUAUGUCAAUGCCUUAACCGCCCCAAAAUUGGCCACAAAAUGAAACAGAUGAAUCACAUGAUACAAAAAAUCUUCCAGAUUCUAAUGAUAGUGAAGAGCAAUCUAAGUGAACUAGGGGUCCCACUAUGAUGCACUCGGGAUGGGGGAAAGAUGGUGGAAAUUUACAUAUUGAAUUGAAUGAACAUGGUCAAGUUAUUGGGUUAGAAGGAACUAGAUUGAGUUAAAAACUUGGGGUGCUAGCAUGAAAUGGCAUCUUAGCGCCACUGAAUCAUAAAGAUUGGAGGCUUGUACCUAGUAUGUACAAGGAUAGAAUAUGGGCUCAUAUCAAGGAAAAUAUUGACGCAACUGCUGACAUGAAGCGCAUACUUAUGAUGUCAUUUGGAUCUAAAUGGAAAGAAUCAAAGCAUGAAGCAAAAACCAUUGGAUAUGACCCAUAUAACACUGAUAUUGAGCGUUUAGCUCAUAGUCCAGAUAGAGUUGAAGAAGAUCAGUGGCGUUCAUUAGUUCAUUAUUGGAUCUCAAAAGAAGCAAAGGAAAAGAGUGAGAGAAACAAAGAAAGUCGAAAAAAAUUGACUAUGCCACACACAUCAGGGAGAAAAAGUCAUUCUCAAAUUAUAGACGAUAUGACAAAGAUGAAUAAUGGUGUAAAGCCAACUCGUAUUGAGGUGUUCAAAAGAACUCACAUUAGGGCGAAUAAAGAACCAUUAAAUGAGAUAGCUGGUGAAGUUAUGAAACAAAUGGAUGAUCUUGCCGAGGUGUAUCCUGAGUUGAAUGUCCCCGGAAAUGCUCCUAAUGAUGUGUACUCCCAAGUAAUGGGAUCAGACACUCAUGGAAUUGUCCGAACUCUAGGAAAAGGAGCAUCUCCUAGCUUAGUAUAUGGCCCCGUAUAUAAAGGAUCUCAGACUGAAAAAAGAGAUUUUGAUACAAGGGUUGAGAUGGAAGUUCAAAAAGCUACCUCAGCUAUGAAAAUUGAGAUGACAGAGAAGAUGUAUGAAGCAAAAAAAGAGAUGGAAGCGAUGGAUAAAAAGUUGUUAGAAGCGAAAGAGGAAGCAAAAGAGAAUAACGAAGUGAUGGAGAGAAAAUUAUCAGAAGCAAAAAUGGAUAUGGAAGAAAUUAUAGCGGAUAAAGUGAAGGAAGGAAUACAAGCAUAUGUAGAGUCUUUGGGAAUUAAUAUUGAUGCAAAUUUAAAAUCAGAGCAGGUGAAAUAAUUGUGUUG